This is a messenger RNA of Funneliformis geosporum, 354 nucleotides long. NCBI's taxonomy places the organism in Eukaryota, Fungi, Glomeromycota, Glomeromycetes, Glomerales, Glomeraceae. The record is from the annotation of a GenBank genome assembly.
AUGAAUAAACGUGAAAAGGAAAUGAGAAAAUUGGAGAAUGAAGAUGAUGUUGAAACAAUCACAGAAAACAAAACGAUAUUGACAUUUAAAAAUGAAUUGCAAUCAAAUAACAAUAAAUUGAAAAAUUAUAAAGUGAAAGAGAAUGUUGAACUGGAUCAUGAUAUGGUUGUAAUUGAAUCUGAUUCAGAAAUCACUGUCAGAAAAUCUAAAGGAAAGCCAUCAAAAUCACUUUUGAGAAAGCCCAAUCCAGAUUCAUCACAGCUUAACCCAAUUUUAAAAAGACUUAAAUCUUCAGAAUUAAGUCUUCCUAAUGUAUAUUGUAUUGAAUUUGAAUCGGAAGGAGAGGGGUUCUAA